Arabis nemorensis is the source of this 588-nucleotide messenger RNA. NCBI's taxonomy places the organism in Eukaryota, Viridiplantae, Streptophyta, Magnoliopsida, Brassicales, Brassicaceae. The record is from the annotation of a GenBank genome assembly.
AUGGGCAACUUGAGUAAUCCUGAGAAGCAUUUAGGAGCAUUUGUCGGAGACUUGGCUUUUGAAGAUGAUUCAGGCAGUGAGGAUAUAUCAUUGGACGGGCUUCAGCAAGAGCUCGAAGUAUGUCAAAGUGAUGAGGACUACAUAAAAGAAAGUGAUAAUCUAGUCUCGCUUCACGAUCAGCUUCGUGAUUGUGACGGCAUCUUGUGUCACAAGUGGAAACUCUCCUCAGUGGAUUUCAGGUACUUGACAUUUAUAUCAUUUGAAGGGAUUGGUUCUAUAAGUUCAGACAUAAAGAUUCUUCAAGAAAAAUCAGUGGACAUGGGUUUGAGAUUGAAAAAUCGCAGGGUGGCUGAAUCAAAGCUAGCAAAAUUUGUCGAAGACAUUAUAGUACCACCAAAGAUGAUAGAUGUGAUUGUUGAUGGAGAGGUGAAUGAAGAGUAUAUGAAAACGCUUGAACUUCUAAGUAAGAAGCUGAAAUUUGUGGAAGCAGAUCAAGCAGUUAAAAGUUUCAAAGCAUUAAAAGAUGUAGAGCCCGAGCUUGGAAAGCUCCGGCAAAAAGCAAUCUCUAAGUUGUUAAUUGUUGGAUAA